GAAAAAUUGGAAUUACGACAGCCGAAAGAAAUAUAUGCUAUCUAAACUCUGCCUGUGAUAAACUGGGUGCUGAGCUUCUAAGGUGACAACAUCGGCCGAUCUUUGAUGAAAUGGAGGAAUUACGAGUUGUACUGCUGGGCAAGACCGGAACCGGAAAGAGUUCUCUGGGAAACACACUGCUGGGUCGUCAAGCGUUUGCUCCUGCCAGAGGAGUGCUAUCCGGUACGGACACAUGUCAGUGGGCUGAAGCUACAGUAGAUGGAGUUACCCUUAGUGUGACAGACACACCUGGACUGUGUGACACCCAUCGCAGCGCGGAUGAAGCUUUCCUUGAAAUCGGCAAGUCUAUAGCUCUGGCCUGUCCCGGUAUUCACGUUGUCAUCAUCGCUCUUCGAGGUGAUCAUCGCUUUACAAAGGAGGAGUACGAUGCUGUGAAGACACUACAGGCUUUGUUUGGUGAGCGUGUCCGCCGUCACCUCAUGAUCGUCUUCACUGGCGGCGAUGGGCUUGCAGACGACAUCAAUGGAAUGCAGGGGUAUCUAAAAGAACAAUUAAGUACAGCUCCUAAAAAUCUGAAGGAAGUUUUGCGUGAUGCCAACAACCGUUACUGCAUUGUGUCCAACGCUGGGACGUUUGAGACGAGACGACAGCACGCAAAGGUCGUGUUAAGUAUGAUUCAAGAUGUGGUGAGAAGAAACACCGGGGAAUAUUUCACGAACGAGAUGGUUGAUGAGUGCAACAGGAAAGUGCAGGAAAUUAUUGCUCGCCGCCAGAGAGUUCACGAAAUGAAGGAAUUACGGAUUCUGAUACUGGGUAAGACCGGAGUCGGAAAGAGUUCUCUGGGAAACACACUGCUGGGUCGUGAAGCGUUUGCUCCUCAUAGAGCACUGUGCUCCGGUACGGACAAAUGUCAGUGGGCUGAAGCUACAGUUGAUGGAAUUACCCUGAGUGUGACAGACACACCUGGACUGUGUGACACUCAUCGCAGCGAGGAUGAAAUUUUCCUUGAAGUCGGCAAGCUCGUCGCUAUGGCCUGUCCAGGGCCUCACGUUGUCAUCAUCGUCAUUCGAGGCGAUCGUCGCUUUACCAAGGAGGAGUAUGAUGCUGUGAAGACACUACAGGCUUUGUUUGGUGAGCGUGUCCGCCGCCACCUCAUGAUCGUCUUCACUGGCGGCGAUGAGCUUGCAGAUGACAUCAAUGGAAUGCAGGAGGCUCUAAAAGAACAAUUAAUCACAGCUCCUGAAAAUCUCAAGGAAGUUUUGUGUGAUGCCGACAACCGUUACUGCAUUGUGUCCAACAAAGGGACGUUUGAGACGAGACGAGAGCACGCAAAGGUCGUGUUAACUAUGAUGCAAGAUGUGAUGAGAAUAAACAACAGGGAGUAUUUCACGAACGAGAUGGUUGAUGAGUGCAACAGGAAAGUGCAGGAAAUUAUUGCUCGCCGCCAGAGAGAUCACGAAAUGAAGAAAUUACGCGUUGUACUACUGGGCAAGACCGCAACCGGAAAGAGUUCUCUAGGAAACACACUGCUGGGUCGUCAAGAGUUUGCUCCUGCCAAAGGACUGCUAUCCGGUACGGACAAAUGUCAGUGGGCUGAAGCUACAGUAGAUGGAGUUACCCUUAGUUUGACAGACACACCUGGACUGUGUGACACUCAUCGCAGCGAGGAGGACGUUCUCCUUGAAGUCGGUAAGUCCGUCGCUAUGGCCUGUCCAGGACCUCACGUUGUCAUCAUCGUCAUUCGAGUCGAUCGUCGCUUUACAAAGGAGGAGUAUGAUGCUGUGAAGACACUACAGACUUUGUUUGGUGAGCGUGUCCGCCGCCACCUCAUGAUCGUCUUCACUGGCGGCGAUGUGCUUGUAGAUGACAUCAAUGGAAUGCAUGGGGAUGUAAAAAAAUUCUUAAGUGAAGCUCCGGAAAAUCUCAAGGAAGUUUUGUGUGAUGCCAACAACCGUUACUGCAUUGUGUCCAACAAAGGGACGUUUGAGACGAGACGAGAGCACGCAAAAGUGGUCUUAAGUAUGAUUAGAGAAGUGGCUAGAAGAAACAACGGUGAGUAUUUCACGAAUGAGAUGUUUGAUCGUAUAAACGUAAGCAACCAGAAAGCUCAGCAUCCGUCAAACAUCGCGGCUGUCAAAGAAACCAGACAAGCGAUUGUUGAAGGAAAAGAAGAGCCAGGAUUUUUCAAUACACUGGAAAACACAGCAAAGAAAUACAUCCUCCCUGUCUUGUCCACGGUCCUCGGUGUGGGAGUUUCUGCCGCAGCUGGAGCUGUGGCAAAGCGGUGUUCCGUGAUGUAGUCACAAGCAAACAACGAUGUGUAGAGUGUACUUUAUUAGACUAAUCAGAACACACGAUUGACCUGUAUUUUCCUAACCGAAUAAAUGAAUUUAAGUAACAAGCCACGAGACAUGAAGAUUACCCAUGAACUAGAUUUUUAAGAAAAGAAACAUGUCAAUUAAUUGUUUCAAUAAGCGAGAUAAGCAAUGUCAAAAAAAAAUUGUUUCAAUAAUUCCCAGAAAGAUUGCGCUGUUCAAUUCUUUGCCUUUAUUUGUUUUUCUGCAUGUAAAAUACCAAACAUUUUACCUACCUGUCUUAUUGCAAAGGUAAUAAGUUAAGUAGAGGAAUCAUGAGAUAUGAACUUUCUCAAGGGUCGCACAGUGUGCACGCUAAUGCUCACUGUCAAAGGACGGACGUGUAGAGGGGGAUUGUUUGCCGAGACCAACGCUUAGUCUCUUGCUGUUAGUCUCAGCUAGCCUAAACAAUCAAUGUCACUAAACCGGAAGAUUUGUACACACCUGCCUCAUUUUAGUAGUUAACUGGAAAUGAUGUAAAAUAAAAGAGGUUUGCCUUCUGAUUAUGAUUUCAGAUAAAAGUUGAUGCUAAAGAGGACUUAUUCUUUGAUUGUAUUAUUGUAACAAUCUUUUGAAGUGACCUUUUUUCAUUAGGUUAAAAAAAUGUCUUCCUUAUGAACGUAUUGAAAUAAAAAAAACAGUGAAAUAUAUUUUGAGUCCAAAAUGAAUCUAAAUUAGAUAAGAUAUUAAGCCUUAUUUUAAGAAUGACUAAAUGUUCUAUUUACAGAAACAGUUGUUUAAAUAUGCAACUGAUUGUGAACUUGUUUAUAAUGGACGUUAAGGAAAGGUACUAUGCAGAAAAAUUUUACCAUGCAAUACAUUGCAAAACAGACCUUUUUUCACGUUAGUGGUUACCAUAUAAGCAGAUUCCUUCUACAUAAUGAGAGAUUUGGGAUGGAUAGUUUGGGGUUAAAUAAUUUGAGACUAAGCCUCUAAACAGAACUUCCCUUUUCUUCUUCUUUUUACCGGGGACUUGAAAUAAAGUGAAAAUGUGUUCACAAUGAGGAUAAAUAGGGUGUCUCUUAAACCUUCCAGCUUUGUCCUUCACUUGGUAUAUUGGUAAUGUGUUUAAAUGCAAGUUAAUCUGCAGAGAAUGUGCACGAUGUCUCCCUUAUAUUUUUCUCUAUAGUUUACUGUGCACAGUCUCAAUAAUGUACAAUCUAAUAUGCCAGGAUCAUUACCAUUUAUGUAAUUUUUACACAUGAUUAUUAUAUUGCUUCUUUUGUAAAUAUUUUUUUUCACAUCUUCAUAAUCAUCAUAUUGAAUCUACGUUAGAGAUAUUUAAUGCAUGACAGAGAAAGUACCAGUGUCACUAGCUGAACGCCUGAAAUGUGCUAAAUAAAUAUUUAUGUUUCAUGUUCUUGAUUUCUUUAUGUAUUACAAGGAGCAAAAGUGAGGCAGGUAAAAGGUUUACAGUAAUACAAAGAUGUGUAUCAAUCGGUAACCGUAUUUCCUAUGAGUUCCAUAUGCUGCUGCUUCGUUUUUUAGCUU
This is a messenger RNA of Pomacea canaliculata, 3845 nucleotides long. Its product is annotated as GTPase IMAP family member 8-like. Gene Ontology annotation, molecular function: GTP binding. The record is from RefSeq and is a predicted model, not a curated record. The coding region runs from base 111 to 2300 and encodes 729 amino acids. Lineage: Eukaryota; Metazoa; Mollusca; Gastropoda; Architaenioglossa; Ampullariidae. The transcript is spliced from 16 exons.